GGAGCCGCAGGCACCGGGAGCCGGGCGGGUGUCCGGGCAGGGGCGCUGGGCACCCAGUGGGGCCGUGCCCAGGAUGCUGCUGCGCUCGUGGCGCUCGCUGUUCUCGGGCCGCCUGCUGCUCCUCACCAACACCGUCAGCUGCGGGGGGCUCCUGGCAGCCGGGGACAUCCUGCAGCAGGAGUGGCACCGCCGCAAGCACCCCCAGAGCCAGCUGCAGCUGGGGCGCACGGGCAGGAUGUUCGUGGUGGGCUGCAGCCUGGGUCCCCUGAUGCAUUACUGGUACCUGUGGCUGGACCGGGCGCUGCCGGCGCGGGGCGUGCGCUGCCUGCGCACCGGCAUCAAGAAGGUGCUCAUCGACCAGCUGGUGGCAUCGCCCACCAUGGGAGCCUGGUACUUCAUGGCCAUCGGCACCCUGGAGGGCCAAUCCCUGCAGGAGAGCUGGGACGAGCUGAAGGAGAAAUUCUGGGAGAUGUACAAGGCUGACUGGAGCGUGUGGCCGGCGGCGCAGAUCCUCAACUUCCUCUUCGUGCCACCCCCGUUCCGUGUGGCUUAUGUCAACGUGGUGACCCUGGGCUGGGACACCUACCUGUCCUACCUCAAAUACAGGCCCCGCAGCCCCGGGCAGGAGCCCCCACGGCAGAGCCCGAGCAGCGCCGGGGCCUAGAGAGGCUCGAGG
Messenger RNA from Melozone crissalis (California towhee), 676 nucleotides. It is a transcript of the gene MPV17L2, whose product is annotated as MPV17 mitochondrial inner membrane protein like 2. NCBI's taxonomy places the organism in Eukaryota, Metazoa, Chordata, Aves, Passeriformes, Passerellidae. Gene Ontology annotation, biological process: mitochondrial ribosome assembly. The coding region runs from base 74 to 664 and encodes 196 amino acids. The record is from RefSeq and is a predicted model, not a curated record. Gene Ontology annotation, cellular component: cytoplasm; membrane. The transcript is spliced from 6 exons.